This is a messenger RNA of Manis pentadactyla (Chinese pangolin), 4516 nucleotides long. It is a transcript of the gene NODAL, whose product is annotated as nodal growth differentiation factor. Gene Ontology annotation, molecular function: growth factor activity; type I activin receptor binding; cytokine activity. Gene Ontology annotation, biological process: BMP signaling pathway; SMAD protein signal transduction. Bases 934 to 1869 code for a protein of 311 amino acids. The record is from RefSeq and is a predicted model, not a curated record. The transcript is spliced from 3 exons. Gene Ontology annotation, cellular component: extracellular region. NCBI's taxonomy places the organism in Eukaryota, Metazoa, Chordata, Mammalia, Pholidota, Manidae.
UCUGUGAUUCUGCUGCUGCUUUGUUCCUUCAGUUUUUCCUUUGUUCUUAUAUUCCACAUAUGAGUGAAAUCAUUUGGUACUUGUCUUGCUCUGCCUGGCUUAUUUCACUGAGCAUAAUACCCUCUAGCUCCAUCCAUGCUGUUGCAAAUGGUAGGGUUUGUUUUCUUCUUAUGGCUGAAUAAUAUUCCAUUGUGUAUAUGUACCACCUCUUUAUCCAUUCAUCUACUGAUGGACUUAGGUUGCUUCCAUUUCUUGGCUAUUGUAAAUAGUGUGGGCAGAGCUCUUUUUAUAGAGUCAACAGCCAUGUAUUGCCGACAGGUGUGCAGUGAGCUAGUCAACCACGGCCAGGUGAGAAUCCUGGCCACAGGAACUCUCAUUUUAUCCACAGCAAUAAACCUUUAAACCUCUUUACCCAUUCCCUUGGGUCCUCUAGAUAAUGCAGAGAUGGGAAUGGCUUUGCUGGUCCCAUUGCAUAGAAGAGGAAACUGGGCUUGAAAAAAGUUAAAGAUCCCUCUUAGAUAACCUGAAAAGUCACGUAGUGUGCUAUUCCCAGACGUCAGGCCAAAUUAGUCCAGGACAAAAAUAAAUGGCAUGUGCUUCCCCAUUCCUUUUCAUCCCAUUUGGGUUUAGUUGUUUUGAGUGGGUACAACAGGGUUGGGUGUGUGUGCACCCAGGUGUGAUUGCUGUGUCUGCCCCAGGUGUAAAUGGCCUGGGAGGUAGGAUGGGAAGGGGGUGAGUGCAGUGCAGGUAGAUAGGAGAGACCCAGGGUGGAAAACUGAGAGCUCAGUACAAAGUCAUGUUUAGAAUGCACGUAGAAGUGUGAGGUUGCCAAAAACUCCUCAAAUUUUGCCUCUGUCUUUAGGAACUGUGAGGGAGAGGGGAGCCAGUCUGGCAUCUGUUGCCUGUGCCUCCCUGAGAGCUCCGAGCCUUUCCAUGGUGUCUUGCCUGAGGGUUUCAGCCCUGCGCAAGUUCCCUAUGGAUUCAAGAGACCAAGAAGUGACAACAGAACAUUUUUGGGAUGUGGAGGUGAAUGGACAGAACUGGACCUUCGCUUUUGAUUUCUCCUUCCUGAGUCAAGCAGAGGACCUGGUAUGGGCUGAGCUGCGGCUGCAGCUGUCCAGCACUGUGGACCAUCCCCCUGAGCUCCCACUGUCCAUUGAGAUUUUCCACCAGCUGAAAAUGGAUGCAGAGCAGGACCCAGCCAACUGCCUGGAGCAUCUUCAGAUGGACCUGUUCACUGUCUCUCCAUCCCAGGUUACCUUUUCCUUGGGAAGCAUGGUCCUGGAAGUGACCAAGCCACUCUCCAAGUGGCUAGAGCACCCUGGGGAGCUGGAAGAGCAGAUGUCCAGUCUGGCUGGAGAGUGCCGGCAGCAGCCUCCCACACCCCCUGUCAUCAAUGUGCUCCUUGUGCUCUACUCCAAUCUGUCCCCAGAGCAGAGGCGGCUGAGCAGCAGCACCUUGCUGUGGGAAGCUGAGAGCUCCUGGAGGGCCCAAGAGGGCCAGCUCUCUCAGGAGAGGGCCAGGAGGCUCCGUCGUCAUCACCUGCCAGACAGAAGCCAACUGUGUCGGAAGGUCAAGUUCCAGGUGGACUUCAACCUGAUUGGAUGGGGCUCCUGGAUCAUCUAUCCCAAACAGUACAAUGCCUAUCGUUGUGAGGGCGAAUGUCCAAACCCUGUCGGGGAGGAGUUCCAUCCAACCAACCAUGCAUACAUCCAGAGUCUGCUGAAGCGAUACCAACCCCACCGAGUGCCUUCCACUUGCUGUGCCCCAGUGAAGACCAAGCCAUUGAGCAUGCUCUAUGUGGACAAUGGUAGAGUCCUUCUAGAGCAUCAUAAAGACAUGAUUGUGGAAGAAUGUGGGUGCCUUUGAAAAGAUCCUGGAGGGGUGCUGGAUUUGCCUGUACUCUGGAAGUUUGGGAAGCUCCUGGAAGACACAGUAACCAUCAAAUCCACUGAGGAGAAACAGAGGGAGAAAAGUUGCUCUGUCCACCAGAUCUGAGGAGGAAGGGCUGCCCUCUCUGUAAAUGAAGACUGUGGAGUCUGACUAAACAGAGGCCACUGUCAAGAGAGGGAAGAGCAAGCCUGUGAAGCGGACUUGUUGGAUUUUUCUGUUUGCUGAAAAGAUAGUGGCAAGUAAAAGCACUAGUCUGAGUUCUUUACCUGAUUUUUUAAAUCUGGUGAACCCCAAAAAAUUGUAUGCAGAAGUUGGGGUAUAAUGCACAUUUAUCUUUAAAGUGGGACAAGGUUAUCUAUAACUUUUAUGUAUUCUCAAAAGUGGUCUUUGACCCCCACCCCCCAAGAUUAAGGAUAACUGUUAAAUUAUAAAUGGUCAGCGUAUAGUUUAUAAUUGCCUGAGGCUGGUUUAGAGGGGCCCCCACAUCCUUCUGGCUGGCCAGUGGCAAUCUGUUGGCCUUGUCCAGAGGCUCCUUGGAGUGAGUCUCUUCUAAUGAGUUGUACAAACAGCAAAACCAUUGUAAAGCCCUGCAAGGCCAGCUGGUGCCUUUGAAGGGAGAGGCGGGAACUCGUCCAAGAGAACUGGCCACGUUGGACUACAGAAGCUGCAGUGCUCAGCCAUCCCUGCAUCAGCCUGCUCUGGCAGACACAAUCCGAGUUUAUUAAAGUUGGUGACAGUUUGCUUCAGUCACUCAUUGAAUGCUAUUAAUGAGGCCCUAAGCUUCCUAACCAGCAGGGAUUGAAGGCCCUGCCCUGAUACUUGGGUAUGGUCACAGCUUAGCCACUGAGAAGUUGCAUGACCUCAGGUGAGUAAUUCCCUGCUCAGCCGCCUCCUCAUGUAAAAGGGAAGUGGGUGAACCCUAAUGCAUUCCUGUUAAAUACCUGUUGGCAGGUGCAAAAGCCUGAGUUUUAAGCCAUAAGACUAUCCUCUGAGCCUCAUUCCUAUCCCCCUCUAAAGCUUAUGAAGCCUGUUAAACCCAGGUCCUGCCAGAACUCCAUUAUUCACCCUUUUUCAGCUCUCUUGUUGCUCAGGUUUCUAGGACUGGCUUAAUUACAGGUUCCACAUGACGGCACAGCAAAGAGAACCCAAGCUUAUAGGAAGCUGCCACCAAGCUGAGCACAGGUCUUUGCCUUUUGAAUGAAAAGGCCCCAAAGGCAGCAAGCCUGCUCUCAGAUGACUUUGUUGAGCACCGCCAAAACAGGCUAUUUCUGUUUGUUUGCCAGGGUGAGGUGGCCGUUAUAUUAGGAAGAGUCCACAAUAGAUCUACCCCUGCUUUUCAAGAAGCCUGUUGACUUGAGCCCCUGCCUUAGGAAAAUGAUUCCAAUCAUGUGGGAAUCCCUACUGAGCUUAGACAAAACUCACCUGCAGCCUUGGUUAAGUAAGGGUAGUAAUCCUGGCCCAGGCAGGGGUUGGAUAGGCUAGAGCCAGGCCAUGAGAAACCUCAGUGCCCUGAUUCAGCAGCAAAGCUGAUCCAGCUGCUCCUUUCCGGGAAUGGAAAUAACCCUGCCCUAACCACAAUUCAGAAUCACAAUGGGAUUCUGUAGCCGACCCUACUUAGAAAACAGAGCUGGGGAGGCCUUGUGAGGUCAGCUUUUGUCCCAUCCUCUGUCCUAAAUGAGACCCCAGAGGCCUAGUGGCCUGACCACCCAGCUAGGUGUGGCAGGGUCAAGAGCUCAGCUCUGUUCUCAAGCCACAGGGGCAUUGUCCUUAAUAGCAUCUAGAGGUUUUUCCUCCCCUAGCUUUAGGUCAAGGUCUUAGCCUUUGGAACCAAACAUUUGGACCCAAGCCCACUACCAAACUGAAGGUCUUGGGAGUGAAUAUCCUGGUCCUGGAGCUGAAGAGCAUCUUUACUAAGUAGGUGCUCACUAGUUCUGUGGCCAGGGCCAGGAAAGCGAAAGGUCAAGCUAUUUGUGGCUACAGCUUGUGGGAGUAUUUACAGUUAGCAGCUUUACUGACUCAGAGUACAAACCUCAUUGACAAGGCAUUGCCUUCUAGUAAGAUGCAGGCCCACAGGAGGGAAAUUCCAUUUUGCUGACCCCUGCUGAACGCUCUGGUCAUUCUGCUGCUUGGCCAGGGGUAUUCGGGGCCAAGCCUAGCAACACAGGUCCGUACUGUAGACACUGUGUUCUAGGAAAAGCGUUUAAGUCUGGGAAGAGCGUUGUAAGUCAGAGGAAAUACUGCCUCUGAGAACUGAGUCCUGCCCUAACCUGUGGGCCAGGAAGGGGCUUUCAUAGAAGUCAGUUAACUUCCUCUCAAGGUAAGGUCUGCUGCCAAGUCAGUAGCUGAGUGGAAAAACAUGGAUGCAUUACUUUCCCUGGAUGGGGAAGCGGUGGGCCUAGCAGUGGGUAGGAGUGGAAAAAAGUCCAUGCAUGAGAGCAGCAGAAAUACGGGAUAUACAAGAGAUGGGAACAGCCUCUCAUAGCACUAGUCAGGGUUUACCUCCACCUUGUAAAGCCUCCACUUUUAUUAGCAUUAAUUAAAGCCCUGAUCCCUCUAUCCUAAGUUGCCAAGUUAACAUACUACUUGCCUUUGGGGCAGAGUAAAGGAUAUAUGAAAGAUCUUU